AUGUUGCGUGUGAUACUCAUUAGUAUCUUGGCUGGUAUCGCUGCAUCAACUCUAUACAUGCACUUCCAAGGCCCCCCUCCGUUACCAGACAUCGACCUGGAAGAGUGGUGGGGGCCCAAGCUAGACAAAUCUAAGUACAACGAAGCUAUUGUACCUUUUCAAGUGCAGUUCACUAAUUCGACGAUCAGAGACAUCAAGCAUCGUUUAAAAACUCGUCCUCCGCUGACUCCGCCACUAGAAGGGAUAGCUUUCGAAUAUGGCUUUAACAGCAAGCAGCUGGAGACGUGGCUGAAGUACUGGGCGGAGGAAUAUCCAUUCAGCGAUCGUGAAAAGUAUAUAAACCAAUACAAACAUUACAAGACAAACAUUCAAGGAUUGGAUAUACACUUCGUGAGAGUAACCCCAGAGGUCCCUCCAGGUAAAGAGGUGGUACCACUGCUGUUACUGCAUGGCUGGCCAGCGUCCUUCCUGGAGUUCUAUGAUGCCAUACCACUUCUUACCGCCGUGAAUAAGGACAGGGAUUUCGCAGUUGAGCUGAUUAUUCCCAGCCUGCCUGGUUAUGGAUUUUCUAGUGGUGCAGUGCGUCCUGGUCUUGCGGCAGAUAAGAUCGCUAUCGUACUCAAAAACCUGAUGUCUAGACUAGGUCACAAGAAGUACUACGUCCAAGGGGGAGAUUGGGGUGCAUUGAUAGGCAGCAUCAUGGCUACAUUCUUUCAAAAGGAAGUGUUAGGAUACCACACGAAUUUUGCAACGUUGGCGACUCCAUGGUCCUCGACACUUCGUUUAUUGGGCUCAAUCUAUCCCCCCCUCGUGGUCAGUACUGAUUUGGCUGACAGAAUGUACCCCUUGGGAGAACGCUAUAGCUACAGUUUGCAAGAGACGGGAUAUAUGCACAUUCAGGCCACUAAGCCAGAUACAGUGGCCGUAGCUGUCGGUGACUCACCAUCAGGAUUGGCAGCGUACAUUCUAGAAAAAUUCUCGACCUGGACUAAAGCAGAAUACCGCUCGAGACCUGACGGCGGUCUCACGCAACACUUCACUAAGGAAAAGCUGAUUGAUAACGUGAUGGUCUACUGGGUGUCCAAAUGCAUCAAUACAUCUAUGAGGCUGUAUGCUGAGAUUCUUAAUAACCGGUUCUUUAGUCUGGGCCUCGACCGAAUCCCCACUCAAGUUCCAACCAGCAUAAUACAGCCGAAAUAUGAUCUCGCUUACGAACCGCCCUGGAUAUUGAAGUCAAAGUAUCCCAACCUUCUAAGAAUUACCGUCCUUGAUGUGGGGGGUCACUUCUUUGCCAGAGAAUUACCUGAUAUAUUUGCUGAGGACAUUUUGACAGCGAUCGUUUCGUUCAGGAAUUGGCACAAGGAAAAUAGUAAGAUUGAAUUGUAA
Messenger RNA from Zerene cesonia (dogface butterfly), 1386 nucleotides. RefSeq names its product juvenile hormone epoxide hydrolase-like. Gene Ontology annotation, molecular function: epoxide hydrolase activity. Gene Ontology annotation, biological process: epoxide metabolic process. The record is from RefSeq and is a predicted model, not a curated record. NCBI's taxonomy places the organism in Eukaryota, Metazoa, Arthropoda, Insecta, Lepidoptera, Pieridae. The coding region runs from base 1 to 1386 and encodes 461 amino acids. The transcript is spliced from 8 exons.